CAAAAGUGUAUUUAGUAACACAAUUCUAAUCGGCCUUUAGUAUAGUUUUUUUUCAAUUCGUAUAUAAAAUUUGCGGAUAUUGGGGCGGUGCAGUGAACGUGUUGACGGCGACCGAUGAAUGGGGAAACGGCGGUUAGUCGAAAUUGAAACGGAUACAUAUCGAAUUCCGCGUUCGUUUUCGUUCUAUCGCUCCGGCUAGUUGCGAUAGAGCCAGUCGACGGGCAGGAGCGCUCUAACCGCGGCUCCGUUGCACGUUGAGGGCCGCCUUAUUGAUCUAAAUCGUUGACAGAUUGGAGUUUGCAGCAACUGUAUUACACGGCACACGGCAGGAGUAAAGUCGCUAUGGAGAUGCUUUCCGCAACACCACUAAAUUCGAUGACGUCACGAGCGCCAGUAUGUCUCCCAAGAUGUGGUUAGAGGCGAAUAAUAAGGUUUGAUUGUAUCAUUCACGAAUUUGACGCAGUCGCCUUCUGCAAAACACGUGCUCGCUGAACUUGCGCUUUCUCCAUCCUAUCCUUAACCUCUACAUACAAGAAUUCUAACAGUGUGCAGGAAACCACAAACGUUUAUACCAAAGCCAACGUGAAAUAUAAACAAUUUAUUGUUUUACCACAACAACCACAACAGAAAUAACUGGUACAUUAUUAACCUUUUUGGUUGGGUUAGAGAGAAAAAUUUAGUUUUCUACCUACAUCACUUGGCCCAAACUAAAUAGAGCAGUAUUUAUUUCUAAAAAAAAACUAAACGAUAUCCGAGUGGUCGAGUAAAAUUCAAAUAAAAGAGCGUAAAGUGUAUGUGCAAGAGUGGCGCGCUGCAUGUGCGGUUUUCCUGCUGGCCGCCAUUGCCCGUGAAACUUCUGGAGAAGAUUCGAGUACGAUAGAAUAGCCAGUGGAAGUCUACAUGAUAAACCGGGAAUAUAUGUUGGGUGUAAAUGAUUUCCUCGUUAGUUAUGUUUAUGGAACUUCAAAUAAUCCUCUUUGAUACCUUAACACAUGGUUGUCGUUGCCCCCCCUGGGAAACAUUUGUAUGGGCGCCCAUGGUACAAGGGUAUCGUGGGGGCCUAGGCGCGAGGAGACAUGUCCGUCGCCUCUGAUUCAUUCUCUGAGGAGGAGCGCAGUUUAUUCCGUCCAUUCACACGUGAGUCACUUGCAGCUAUCGAGGCUCGAAUUGCUGAAGAAUAUGCCAAACAGAAGGAACUCGAAAAGAAAAGAGCUGAGGGAGAGACCGGUUUUGGACGCAGGAAAAAGAAAAAAGAAAUUCGGUAUGAGGACGAGGACGAAGAUGAAGGUCCCCAGCCUGAUGCGACAUUGGAACAAGGUCUCCCUCUUCCGGUACGGCUCCAUGGCAGUUUUCCUCCAGAGCUGGCCAGCACACCACUCGAGGACAUCGAUUCAUUCUACCACAAUCAAAUGACUUUCGUAGUAGUAAGUAAAGGCAAGGACAUAUUUCGAUUUAGUGCAACAAACGCUCUUUGGAUACUCGAUCCGUUCAAUCCAAUCCGACGGGUCGCCAUCUACAUACUCGUUCAUCCGUUAUUUUCUCUAUUCAUCAUCACUACAAUCCUUGUCAACUGCAUCCUUAUGAUAAUGCCUACUACCCCCACCGUAGAAUCAACCGAGGUAAUAUUCACGGGCAUCUACACGUUUGAAUCAGCUGUGAAGGUGAUGGCGAGAGGUUUUAUUCUUCAACCGUUCACCUACCUUAGAGAUGCAUGGAACUGGCUCGACUUCGUAGUCAUAGCUUUAGCUUACGUUACAAUGGGAAUAGACCUUGGAAAUCUAGCUGCCUUACGAACCUUCAGGGUAUUACGAGCCCUAAAAACUGUCGCCAUUGUACCAGGCUUGAAAACCAUCGUCGGAGCUGUUAUCGAAUCGGUGAAAAAUUUAAGAGAUGUGAUAAUUUUAACAAUGUUUUCCCUGUCCGUAUUCGCUCUUAUGGGCCUGCAAAUUUACAUGGGCGUGUUGACGCAGAAAUGCGUGCGAAACUUCCCGUCGGACGGCUCUUGGGGCAACCUCAGCGACGAAAGUUGGGAAAGGUUCAUGGAUAACGAAACCAACUGGUACGUGGACGAGAACGGGGAUUAUCCACUUUGUGGAAAUUCCUCCGGAGCUGGCCAAUGCAAACCUGGUUAUACUUGCUUACAAGGUUACGGGGAUAAUCCAAAUUAUGGUUACACUAGUUUCGAUACAUUCGGUUGGGCGUUUCUCUCCGCGUUUAGAUUAAUGACACAGGACUAUUGGGAGAAUCUCUAUCAGCUGGUAUUACGUUCCGCUGGUCCGUGGCACAUGUUAUUUUUUAUCGUAAUUAUAUUUUUGGGAUCGUUUUAUUUGGUCAACUUGAUCUUAGCUAUCGUUGCAAUGUCGUACGAUGAACUGCAGAAGAAAGCCGAGGAAGAGGAAGCGGCCGAAGAAGAAGCCAUCAGGGAAGCCGAGAAGGCCGCGCAGGCUAAGCAAGAUCGAGCAGAUGCACGCGCAGCGGCCGCCGAAGAGGCUAGGGAAGCUAGAGAAGCAGCGUUGGUUGCUGAAAACUGUCCAGAUAUUGUAAAGUCCCCAUCCGAUUUUUCCUGCCACAGUUACGAGCUCUUUGUCGGACAAGCCAAAGGUCACGAUGAUAACAACAAAGAAAAGAUGAGCAUUCGUUCGGAAGGAUUAGAUUCAGUGAGUGAGCAGAGAAGAAUACCUUCUAAUCCCACCAAGAUGCGGAAAGUUAGCGCUGCCAGCCUCAGCUUGCCUGGUUCGCCGUUCAAUCCUCGACGGGGCUCCAGGGGGAGCCAUCAGUUCACUUGCAUGCGCACCACCAGGCGCAUGAUUCCGAACCCCGGCGAUCGCAAACCUUUGGUUCUAUCAACCUAUCUCGAUGCUCAAGAACAUUUACCUUACGCCGACGAUUCCAACGCCGUGACGCCGAUGAGCGAGGAAAACGGAGCCAUGGUGGUUCCCAUUUACUACGCCAAUUUGGGUUCGCGGCAUUCUUCGUACACGUCGCACGCGUCGAGGAUAUCGUACACCUCGCACGGGGACUUGCUCUGCGGCCUGGGCGGCAACGGCAAAGUCAUGACCAAAGAGAGCCAGCUGAGGAACAGAUCGGCGCUGAGGAGCGGACCCCCGCCGGCUGCGACUGCUACGAACACUCCGAACAACUACACCGAAUACAAUCACAAGGCUCACAGAGGAGAUUACGAUGGACCGACUGGUCAAAUAUGCGAAGGGAAACUAAAACAUUUAGACAAUCCUUUUAUCGAUAGUAAUCAAAGGCAAACCGUGGUGGAUAUGAAAGAUGUAAUGGUUUUGAACGAUAUCAUCGAACAAGCUGCUGGUAGACAGAGUAGAGCCAGUGAUCACGGAGUUUCUGUUUAUUAUUUCUCAGCCCAAAAUGACGAGGAGGAAGAAGAACCGACAGUCAAAGAAAGGUUAUUAGCAUUCAUAAUGCGAGUCAUAGAUAUUUUUUGUGUGUGGGAUUGUUGUGGUCCCUGGCUGGUUUUUCAGAAGGCUAUUGCAUUUGUUGUAUUCGAUCCAUUCGUCGAGCUCUUCAUCACCCUCUGCAUUGUAGUCAACACGCUCUUUAUGGCCUUGGAUCACCACGACAUGGACAGAGACCUAGAAAAAGCCCUCAAAAGUGGCAAUUAUUUUUUCACUGCGACAUUCAUGAUAGAAGCAACAAUGAAAUUGAUAGCAAUGAGCCCGAAGUAUUACUUCCAAGAAGGCUGGAAUAUCUUCGAUUUCAUUAUCGUAGCCUUAUCGUUGCUGGAGUUGGGCCUUGAAGGAGUUCAAGGGUUGUCAGUGUUGAGAUCGUUUCGAUUGCUGAGGGUGUUCAAACUAGCCAAGUCUUGGCCGACGUUAAAUUUACUUAUUUCGAUAAUGGGUAGAACUAUGGGUGCUUUAGGAAACCUGACCUUUGUGCUGUGCAUUAUAAUAUUUAUAUUUGCUGUUAUGGGUAUGCAGUUGUUUGGGAAAAAUUAUACAGAUAAUGUAGAUAGAUUUCCAGACCACGAACUUCCCAGGUGGAACUUUACAGAUUUUAUGCAUUCGUUUAUGAUAGUAUUUCGUGUGCUGUGCGGGGAAUGGAUCGAAUCGAUGUGGGAUUGUAUGCGUGUAGGCGACGUUUCUUGUAUACCAUUUUUCCUAGCGACUGUCGUCAUUGGCAAUCUUGUGGUAUUGAAUCUCUUCUUAGCUUUGCUUUUGAGCAACUUCGGUUCAUCCAGUUUGUCCGCGCCAACUGCUGAUAACGAUACGAAUAAAAUAGCGGAGGCGUUCGAUCGGAUCGGCCGCUUCAUCAAAUGGAUCAAGGCCGGCAUGGCCGAUAUCGCUAAGUUGAUUAGAUUUAAAUUAACGAACCAAAUUUCCGACCAGCCGUCAGAUCCACGUGACGGAGGCCUAGAUAUUCCUGGCGACGAAAUUUUAGCCGAUGGUAUGAUAUUCAAAGAUAAGAAAAGCCCUAAAGAUAGAUUAGAAGUGACUAUAGGUGAUGGUAUGGAGUUUACAAUACAUGGUGAUUCAAAAACCAAUAUAAAACGGGCCAAAAACGCCGUUAGUAAAAAUAAAACUCUAGGAAAUUCUAUUUUAGAACACGGUAAUUAUCUCGGACACUUAGAUGACGAUGAAAUUAGUAACAAAUCCUACGGCAGUCACAAACACAGAUUCAAAGAUGAUAGUCACAAAGGUAGUGCCGAUGUAUUGGACGAGCAAGAAGAAAAGCGCGAUGCUAGUAAAGAAGAAUUAGGAAUUGACGAAGAAUUAGAAGAUGAAUAUGAUUGCCAAGGUCCUUUACACGAAGAUUUAAUCAUUGACGUAGUUACAGAAGAUAUUAUAAUAGACGAAUACUCGGCCGAUUGUUUCCCCGAGAAAUGUUACAAGAAAUUCCCGUUCCUCGCAGGCGACGAGGAUUCCCCGUUCUGGCAAGGCUGGGGAAGCCUCCGCUACAAGACGUUCCAGCUCAUUGAAAACAAAUACUUCGAAACAGCCGUAAUCACGAUGAUAUUGCUCAGUAGUCUGGCGUUAGCUCUCGAAGAUGUUCACCUGUCGCAAAGGCCCGUCUUGCAGGAUAUCUUGUACUACAUGGACAGAAUAUUCACCGUGAUAUUCUUCUUCGAGAUGUUAAUCAAGUGGUUGGCCAUGGGCUUUCAGAAAUACUUCACCAACGCCUGGUGUUGGCUCGAUUUCUUAAUUGUAAUGGUGUCUUUGAUCAACUUUGUCGCUUCUUUAGUCGGGGCCGGUGGCAUUCAAGCUUUCAAGACAAUGAGGACGCUGAGGGCGCUGCGACCUUUGCGUGCCAUGUCUCGUAUGCAGGGAAUGAGGGUAGUAGUAAAUGCAUUGGUUCAGGCUAUACCAUCCAUCUUCAAUGUACUGCUAGUGUGCUUAAUAUUUUGGCUAAUAUUUGCUAUUAUGGGUGUGCAGUUAUUCGCGGGUAAAUACUAUAAGUGUGUCGAUAGUAAUAAGACAGUCUUAAGUUACGAAAUAAUUCCCGACGUCAACGCUUGUAAAGCUGAGAACUAUUCUUGGGAUAACUCACCAAUGAAUUUUGACCAUGUCGGUAAAGCAUAUCUAUGUUUAUUUCAAGUAGCAACAUUUAAAGGUUGGAUUCAAAUUAUGAACGACGCCAUAGACUCCAGAGAGAUGUACAAACAACCCAUCAGAGAAACGAAUAUCUACAUGUACCUUUACUUCGUGUUCUUCAUCAUCUUUGGAUCUUUCUUCACUCUCAAUUUGUUUAUUGGAGUCAUCAUCGAUAACUUCAACGAACAAAAGAAGAAGGCAGGAGGAUCGCUUGAGAUGUUCAUGACUGAAGAUCAGAAAAAGUACUACAACGCUAUGAAGAAAAUGGGUUCUAAGAAACCUAUGAAGGCUAUUCCUCGACCGAGGUGGAGACCUCAAGGCAUCGUCUUCGAAAUAGUGACAAAUAAGAAGUUCGACAUGUUCAUCAUGUUGUUUAUAGGUUUAAACAUGUUAACAAUGACAAUGGACCACUACAAGCAGAAAGAGACAUUUACAAAAGUUUUGGACUCCCUAAAUAUGAUUUUUAUAGUUAUAUUUAGUACCGAGUGCCUGAUGAAAGUGUUUGCUUUGCGUUAUCACUAUUUUACGGAACCUUGGAAUCUUUUCGAUUUAGUGGUUGUUAUAUUAUCAAUAUUGGGAUUGGUGCUCAGUGAUAUUAUUGAAAAAUACUUUGUAUCACCGACUUUGCUGAGGGUCGUCCGAGUCGCUAAAGUCGGCAGAGUCCUUAGAUUGGUUAAGGGAGCAAAAGGAAUUCGCACACUGCUUUUCGCACUUGCCAUGUCACUGCCUGCUCUAUUCAACAUCUGUUUACUACUGUUUUUGGUCAUGUUCAUCUUUGCCAUAUUCGGCAUGUCGUUCUUCAUGCACGUCAAGAACAAAAGCGGCCUCGACGAUGUCUAUAAUUUCAAGACCUUCGGACAGUCCAUGAUUCUUCUAUUUCAGAUGUCCACUUCUGCGGGUUGGGAUGGUGUUUUAGACGGAAUUAUAAAUGAGGAAGACUGCAAGCAACCAGACAACGAAAUAGGAGAAACGGGUAAUUGUGGUAAUUCCACAAUAGGUAUAGCUUUCUUACUCAGUUACCUCGUAAUAUCGUUCCUCAUAGUCAUUAACAUGUAUAUUGCCGUCAUUUUGGAGAAUUACUCUCAAGCGACUGAAGAUGUGCAAGAGGGUCUCACGGACGAUGACUAUGACAUGUACUACGAGAUAUGGCAACAAUUCGAUCCGGACGGGACGCAAUAUAUCAGAUACGAUCAACUAUCUGAUUUCCUAGAUGUAUUGGAGCCUCCUCUACAAAUACACAAACCGAACAAAUACAAAAUAAUCUCAAUGGACAUUCCGAUAUGCAAGGGUGAUCUCAUGUUUUGUGUAGAUAUUUUAGAUGCUCUUACCAAAGACUUUUUCGCUCGAAAGGGUAACGCCAUUGAAGAGACGGCCGAAUUGGCCGAAGUGCAAGGCAGACCGAACGAGGUCGGUUACGAGCCGGUCAGCUCGACGCUGUGGCGGCAACGCGAAGAGUACUGCGCCAGGUUGAUCCAGAACGCGUGGCGAAAGCACAAACGGAACCGAGGCGGCGCGACCGAUCAGUCCGGCGACGAGGGUGAUCUCGACGGCGACGGGGAACUCGAAGCCCGACAGACGGCCGUUUUGGUUGAAAGAAAUGGGCACAAAGUAGUGAUACACAGUCGAACACCCAGCAUCAGUUCACGAACUGCGGAUGUAUGAGACUGGCCCCGCCCCUCCCCACCCCUGUCAUAGUCGUCGGCGGAUAAAUAAUAAUAAUUAUGUCAUUGUAUGUAAUUAUUAAAAAAACACGCUGCUAUGGACUAUGUUCAGAUACAGAUGGCCUCACAACAACCACGUGACUCUUUAUCUCGGAUCGGUAACAUAUUUUGUCAACACCACGAUUUGCUCUCCAAAGCACUUGGCACGGUUUAUAGCGCAACACGAAACGUUCGCUUUUCUAUUAUCAUUUUUAUCUAAAAUAAAAGAAAUCCCUAUGGAAAUUGAAGGACUGGUUACCCAUAUUUAAAAAAUUAAAUGAAUAAAGAAGGUGCUAUUUGCUCUUAUUACACCACAAUGAAACCAUACAGUGCCUUCAUUCAAAAUAUAUACGUUGGUGUUAACGGUAACAGUUUUCCUUCCAAUUGAACAAAGGGAUUCAAAUAUUGAGCUUAAUAAAAUUUUCAACGUUUGCGCUAUGAACUGUAAUGUAUGGAUGUAUUGUAAAUCUAUCGAAUGUUGCCGAAAGACAAUUCUUAUAAAUAAUGAAUGUGCACACCUACCUAUAUGUAUCUUCGUUAAUUUAUAGCCGAGAUGAAACUUUGCGUGAUAAGUUUGUGUAGUGUAGUUUGAUGGAGAGAGUAUCGUUUUUGAAUAUAGUAAAUCAACUGCUCUACUGUUCAUAUUGCUAUUACCUUUUAGUCGAUACAAAAACACUUGUAUUUUACACGAGCCUACAAAGAAACUUUUUUUCCAACUCGAAAUUAAUCAAAAACGGCAGAAAAGAGAAUAUUUUCCUAAAUUGUACAAAAAAAUGUUCAUUGUAGCGUACAAACCGUUUGUCGCGUAAAGUACAGUUGUAAUAAUUAUUACACAAAUUAUUUAAUUGUUUAAAAUGGCUGUGUGCACUUGAAAGCUUCUAUACUUAUAUCAUUUGUAUAAGAAUAUUAGACAAUAAAAUUAUUAUCUAACAAAUUAAUAAGGUAUACCGUACCUACUACCUAUUGUUGGUAAUUAAUUCGUAAUUCUUUUAGGUAACUACUAUACAUAUUUUUUUCUAGACGAUUUGUGUAACAAAUUUCCAAUAAUUACAGUUUAUGUUGACUUCCUUACCAUAGUUUUAUGAUCAGUACAUACUAAUUUGCCAAUUGUACCUAGUUCAAAGUGGUUUACCACAGAAUGGUGUCCCAGCGCCACUUCUUUGGUAAAGAUUUUCAUCUAGUUAUUAUUCGCAAUGCGUCUAAAAGCAGUUGAGCGGAUUUAUUUAAUCGCGCGUCCUAUCAAUUUCCGAUGUCGAUACUUCGUCGAGAACCACUCGAUUUUCCGGACGGGCGCCGACAUCGAAAUUAAUCCGACCGCAAUUUCAUCUAUGUAAAAUUAUAAAAACAACAUUAACAACCGUGUAACUGGCCGUUUCACGAUAAACUGUAUUUAAUCUAAGUUUAGUUUUUGUUUCUCAGCGUUUUGAGCAAUAGAGACUGAACUGAAUCAGACGUAAAAACAUUUUUAUUGACCAAAUACUGAUUCGAUAUUUUGAACUAAUCCAAACUUUCAUUUGCCAAUACGAUAAACAUCCUAAAUAAUGUACGUCCAAUUAUCUACAACCGUUUUAGAAAUAAAAAUGCAAUGCAAAAAAGUGAUUUGGAUACUACUUCCUAGUCGGUUCAUCUUCAUUUUUUAUGUACCUAUGUAUGUGUAUUUUCAAGCUUCAAGCACUUAAACUGAUUCAUGGAAUGAUAAAAUCACGAUCUUUAUCUUUAAUCCUUGAUUAAUUAAUGGCUUUGUCCUGCUCUCGACAAUUAGACAUUCUUCUAUUCUGGAACAUUUGUUUUGAAUAAUAUUAACUAUAACAUUUACAAAUAUUUUACAAUUUUUAUCUUGAACUAAACUAUGAUUCAUAAUUUUCUCAAGAUUUAUCCGCCAGGUCGAUUUUUCGAUAUGUUGUUGAUUGUAGCACUUUCAAUUGGAAAAACUGGUGCAGCACUGGAAAUAUUUCAUUAACUUGGAAAAAUGCAUUAACUGGCAUUACCAAUUAAAUACAUUUUUAUUAUAAACACUUUUUUUGGUAACGCACUUUAAAUACAUUUUUUGGCGCAUCUAGUAAGCACCUGUCAUCCAUCUGUCAUACUUCUUACAAAUCGAAAGCGCUUUUAUUCCAUUUUUUCUAUUUUCUUAAUACAUCUAGUAGGUACUGUCAUAUUUCUUGUUUCAUGCAAAUCGAAAUCGCUUUUAUUCUAUUCCAGUAAUCUAGUUACCCUAUUAUAUUGUUCACUCAUUAUUUGGUUAAAAUUAAAGUCCUUUAGUUUGAGUUAAAGUGCAAUUUGUGCAAAAAUUGUAGACAAUUCCACCUCCAGUAACUAAUGUAAGUACUUAUUUGGGUUCCUUUUAUAUUUUUCCCCUUGACUAGGAGAUCGUGAUUUUAUUUUGACAUGUACGAAUCCGCCAUGAUGAUCCGACUUAUUUCGGACUAAAAUAAUUAAUUAGUAGGUAGUUUGUCUUCAGAUCGAGCUUGUAGUAGAACCGGAAAAAUUAUUUUGUAAUUGAGACAUUUCUAAUUAGGAGGAUAAAUGCUGUUUAAAUGGCCGGUAUAUAAUGCAUUAUUCCACUGCUUUGAACAAUCGAAUCUGGGAACAAACGCGUAAAGAGCUUAUAUAAUUACUCUCAGCUGAAGUCGGUUUUAUGCCUGGAUUAUUAUUUUUUAAAGUCACUUUUAGCCAUGUUGCCAAUUUUAAUGAAAUGGCUAUUUUAUAUUUGUAACUACUAACCAGUAUUCCGCCCGAGCUAAAAUAUUUGCCUUAUAAUGUCUAUGAAUUAGGCAUUUUAAGCACUGCGUAAUGCCAGUGCAGCCAGUGAUAAUUAUAUAAAAAUAUAUUAAAUGCUGCGUAUUUUUAUUGAUAUGUUUUUUAUUAUACAAAUUUGUUGGAAUUCUUACAAAAAGUAAAUAAAUAAUUGAGAUAUCAAUAUAUUGGAUUGAGGAUCAGUAUUUGCGUUUAUACGAAAUGUUCUAUUUAAGAAAGUAUUUACUCGAACUCGAUGGCUAAAAAUGAUUUUUUAGUAAGUUUCAUUUGGGGACAGACAUUCCCAAAUUGUUCCCAAUAACCUAAGCGAGAAUGAUUUUUAGUCUUUCGAUUCCAGUUAAAAAAUAACAAAAUCAUUCCAUCGAUAAAGUAAAUAUUUUUGAAAAUAGUUCUCUUUAUGAAAAUUCCUUAACGCGUAUUUGAGAUUUUUAUAAAGAUGUUCUAAACAUGACUGAUUUAAGAAUGAAUGAACGUAAUUAUAAAAAAUAUGGACUAUACUAAAAAUUCACGAGAAAAUUUUACUUUUAUAAUGGUGCUUUCUUCAAUUGCUAAUGUUCAAGCUAUCUUCACAUGCUACGUGGACCGCUAAUGGGGAAGGGGCGAGUGGGGAACUUUGCAAACUUCACAAUUUUUUUAUGCCUACCAGAAAAAUAUAUACAUAUGUAUGUGUGACAUUUUAGCCAUACUUUUUGCAUUAAAAUUUAAGUAAUAAAUAAUGUGCUUCUGUCGAACAUUCUAAACACACCACAUUUAUUAUCACCUAAAUUUUUUGAUUCGUUUACGUUUUCUAAAAAUUCCUUACGCAAUGCAAUCAAACAAAAAUGUCACCCAUAUCUUUAUAAAUAAUGAAUGCAUAAAAAUUUCUACAUAACGGGGAAGUACAGAUGCACUUUUGCUCCAUGUAUUUCUGUGUUAUACUGUUAUAAUAUUUUGUUAUUCAAUUGAUUAGUAUAUUAUUGUUAAAAUUUUAUAUAAAUAUUAUGGUUGUGGAUAGUGUUUGAUUCCUAUGGUUUGUUAAUGUUUUGUUUUUCUCAAUUAAAGCCUCGUUUUUGAUAUGCUGUCAUUCCCAGUCAGUACAUCUACAAAGGGCGUACGUAUUUAUAAUAUUUUCAUAGAAUUAUACCCAUGUACUAACCGACAUGUCCUCAACAUUUAAAUAAUACAACCAAUAAAAAUUCUUAGAAUAAAUCAUACCUGUAAAAGAAAGGUAGGAAAUUAACAUGUAUACAGAACAACGUUAAAAAAACGAAAACUUAAGCCAGUUAAUUGGAUGCAUUUUAAGUAUAUAGAUAUUUAUUGUGCGUUAUCUUCGAAUACUUAAUAAUUUGUACAUAUUUAAAAUUGCUUUGUGCUGUAAUAAAUUGUGUUUCCCAAUAGUUAUAGCCUACUAUCUUGAAAUUAUAUAAAUAAAUCGAAGAACCGGUGUAAUUUUAUAUCAUUCUUAUGCAAUUAAAAUCGAUAUCAAAAUUUCUUAUUAGCAAAUAAUUGUUUAAAAUUUAAAAGUGAGGAAUGAUGUAGGUAUUUUAGUAGAUGUAUAGUGUAUAUUCUAAAAAUGCAAAUAUGAAAAUUGUGAUUAUUAUUCUGUAUAGAGUACGUUUAUAUCAUAAAUAUGGAGUACUGAUAGAUCAGUAUUAAUGCAGAAAUAUAUGUAAGGUAAAAAACAUUUACGAAUACAAGGCAAUAAGAACAUGGUUGUAAUUGUUAAGUACUUUAAUAUAUUUAUAAGAUGAUAUACGUUAUUCAUAACUAGUAAAUUUUUGUUUUUCGCGAACAAUAUUUGGUAUAUAAAGAAGAAUCAAACACUUUCCAUUAUUCCAAAAGCAAAGUGAUAAAUAGAUUUAUACUGGUGAAAAGCUGCUAUAAAAUGUUAUUUUUAUUUAAAUAUCGAGAUAUGUACAGCUUAUUUAAUUUAUCACAAAUUUUAACGUUUUCUUGUUUCGUUAAAUAGAGAAAUUGUUCAAAAUAAUGUUUGGUGUAACCGAGUCCGCUAUACAUACAUACAUACGAGUAGGAUUUUUGUUAUACAAACGCGUGAAAUUUGAUUUUUCAUGUGUAGGGACUCGGCCUCGGUCCAGGCAUUAUAUCUAUUGUGUGCUAUCUCCAAAAACUCUAAACGUUUGAUACACGUUACAUACCACCCAGUGUCCGCCGCAAUAUCGCUUCUCUAUAUUAUCUUGAUCCUUCUUUUUGGUACAUAUCAUUGGUAGAAAAUGAAACGACACACUUCGAAAUUCUUAAACGCCUGUAAUAAAUUUGGUGGAAAAAAAGUAGUUAAAUAAAUUUAAUAUGCAUUCGAUUUGAUUUUAGCGUUAGUGGCCUACACUGUGCGGUUUUCAAUUUGCCCGGCAUAUUACAAGAAUCGAGUAAAUUGAAAUGUAGCUAACGAUUGACACGUUUACUUAAAAAUAAAACAGCGUAUAAUGACUGUUUAAAAAAAUGUUAUUUUAAGAUUUGAAAAAUUUGAAUUGUUAUGAGUGACAAAGCUACUUUGAAUCCACAAUGAUGAAUUAAUACAUUUUGCACAUGACUGUAAACAUGCUUUUUUAUAUUUUGCAUAUAAUUUAAUAAACCAAUUAAAUAAAUCGGGUUUAAUCAGGAUAAAAUUGUCUAAAAUAUUUUUGGACAUCUAGACCGAUUGAAUUUUUACGAAAUAUUCUGCUUAUCAGAUAACUAGAAAAAGAAUUUCGAUGAAUCCCUAUUCAAUAAAAUGUAUUUUAAAAUUCGAAGUUUCGGAAUUGAUUUGCCGAAAUCGCAAAAUAGAUUUUUUAUGAAAUGAAUACAGGGACAUUUAUGCACAAAGAAUUAAAGAAUUUACAAUUUGGUCAGAGUCAAUUUUGGACAAUUUCAUAUGGAUAGACCUAUCGUGUAGAUGCAUACGACAUGUUUGGUCAUAUCGCAUCUACAUUUCCAAACUCAUUAAUUGUAAUAUAAUGAAUAAUCAUAGUCAAACAUAUAUACAUAUAAUUUUUCUAAGCAAUCGUUGUUUUUAGGGUAGCUAUUGAUAUAUUAUUAAGAUUUAGUUUAUAAGCUUUGCGAAAUAUUAAAGCGAUCUCGAUUUAAAUUUGAUAAAAUUUUUAACCUCUU
This is a messenger RNA of Phyllotreta striolata, 13093 nucleotides long. The record is from the annotation of a GenBank genome assembly. NCBI's taxonomy places the organism in Eukaryota, Metazoa, Arthropoda, Insecta, Coleoptera, Chrysomelidae.